UAGGUUGCAAGCUCAUCAUGCUCUGCUGGUAAUUAAUUGCUUCCCAGUCAAGGACAGUGGAUUAAAUACAGCCGACGUGUCGUACUUGAUAUUUUAUGUCACAUCCCGCCCUCACAAGUUACCCAAAGUUGCUUCGUACAUGGAACACAAAUUGAUGGAAGAUGUAAAGAACAGGCGCUCCCGGUAAAGACAAUGUCGUUCAGUAACAAAGUUGAGUCAUCUACCAGAUAUACUAACUUCCAUCUCUUCGCCUGGCCAUUUUACGAAAAAAAAAAAAUUAAACUGUAUAUACACCAUUUCGAUCAACAUUUGCAACAAACAUUAUAAACAUCGGACAUACACACAUAUGCAAUACAACACACAAACAUCAUACAAACACUGCAGUAAUAUCGUCCUCAUGCAACACUUGGUAAAUGAACUCAUUGUAAAAUGUCAUACCAAUCUUAACCUCUUUGCCGAAAACGUUAUCCGCAUGUUAACCUUGCUGGCUACAUCAAGUGAACCAGAUGUUGCCGCGGCUGCAGCAGAAACAGUAAGUUUGCCCUGAACCAGAUAUUGUCGAUCGAUGCUCAGA
Molecule: messenger RNA, 574 nt
Organism: Umbelopsis ramanniana AG
Lineage: Eukaryota; Fungi; Mucoromycota; Umbelopsidomycetes; Umbelopsidales; Umbelopsidaceae
Exons: 1
Coding region: 347-547 (66 amino acids)
Source: RefSeq, a predicted model, not a curated record